AUAUGAAUGAAGUAAUAACACCACAUAACUUAAAUAAAUGUCUAUAGCUAGUAGCUACUCACUCAUUAUUCAAUUUUCACCAUGACUCUACCACUCAUCAUCUUCAUCAAACCCUCUCUCUACUUAUUUCUAUUCAUCACCUCCACCGCCACCGCCACCGCUACCUCUCCGCUUGACCCAAAUUGCAACUCUUCUCUCUACCCAAAGCUAUGCCGCUCAAUUCUCUCCUCCAUCACACAGUACACCCCGGCUGAUCCCUACACUUACGGAAAGUUCUCCGUCAAGCAAUGCUUAAAGAAGGCACGGAGAAUGACCCGAGCAACUAACCGAUUCCUCCGCCGCCACCGGAACUCCAUCUCCCGGAGAGAUGCCGGCGCCGUGGAGGAUUGCCGCCAGCUCUUCGAGCUCAAUGUCGAGUUUCUCGAGUCCAUAUCGGAGAAUCUCCGGUCAGCCGAGUUUCCGACGUCGGAGGAGGUGGUCGAGCAGGUUCGAUCGCGGCUGAGCGCCAUUGUGACGAACCAAGAGACUUGCUAUGAGGGGCUGGUGGAGGCUAAGAGCGGAGUUUUAGUGGGAAGAAGUAUUGGAAAUGGGACGGUGGUGGUGCUGUCGGAGCCGGUGAUGUUUGAGGUUAGCGAGCUUUACAGUGUAUCUUUGGGGCUUGUAAUGCACGCGCUAAGUAGGAAUAUUGCGAAGCAACACCACAGACAGAAAGGUCGCCAUGAUUAUCGAUUCCCACACCGCGAGGCCAACCCCCGUCGUCGGGAGCCACUUGCUCAGUUGAUCAAGAGUUUACAUAAGCGGUCGAGGGAUGAAUUAGCAGAAAGGAUUGUUUUGGAAAUGGAAGGGAAUGGAAUUAUGGUAAACGGGAGUGUAAUUGUGAGGAAAGAUGGGACAAAAGAUUUCAGAAGCAUAGGAGAGGCCAUAGCAAUAGCACCCAAGAAUUUGAAAGCAGAAGAUGGGUAUUUCAUAAUAUAUGCCAUGGAAGGAUACUAUGAAGAAUAUAUUGUUAUUCCAAGAUGUAAGAAGAAUAUAAUAUUGCUUGGAGAUGGGAUCAAUUCCACUAUUGUUUCUGGGAACCACAGCGUCAUUGACGGUUGGAGUACUUACAAUAGUUCAACAUUCGCUGUUGCCGGAGACCAUUUCAUGGCCAUAGACAUAACAUUCAGGAAUACAGCGGGCCCAGAGAAACAUCAAGCCGUGGCAGUUCGGAACCAAGCCGACCUCUCCAUAUUUUACAGGUGCAGCAUCGAGGGCUACCAAGACACUCUCUAUGUCCAUUCCCUAAGGCAAUUCUACCGAGAUUGCCAAAUCCAGGGCACAGUAGAUUUUAUCUUUGGUAAUGCUGCUGCUGUUUUCCAAAACUGCAAAAUUCUAGCUCGUAAACCCAUGUUGCACCAAAAAAAUGUCAUCACGGCUCAGGGUCGGACAGACCCCAACCAAAAUACUGGAAUCUCUAUCCACAAUUGCACCAUAGAAGCAGCACCUGAUCUCGCAGUUGAUGUUGAUGAUGAUGAUGAAGAAUCAAAUUCUACUAGUACGACUACUCUAAGUUACCUUGGUAGGCCAUGGAAGCAAUACUCUAGGACUGUUUACAUGCAAUCAUAUAUUGGGAGUUUUGUGACUUUGGUUGGGUGGUUGGAGUGGAAUGGUACAUUGGGAUUGGAUACCCUUUUUUAUGGAGAGUUUGAGAAUUAUGGUCCAGGUUCUGAUACUGGUAUGAGGGUUAAGUGGCCGGGCUUUGUUCUAAUGAACACUACUCAAGCUUUGAAUUUCACUCUCUAUAAUUUUACCAUGGGCGAAACUUGGUUGCCUGACACUGAUAUUCCAUUCGCAGAAGGAUUACUAGACUAGGUAGCCACUAUAUUUAUUUUUGCAUCAUCUUAUUAUUAGUUCAAUAUAUUACUAAUCAUCGAGAUGUUUUAUUAUAAUUAUUACAAUUUGCAACUAUUAAUUACCUUUGUAUUAUUUAAAAAGCUAAUUUGAAUUCAUGUUACUCGUAAUAUAACUUAUUUGUGGUUUCUAGUUGAAAGAAAAUAACUAAUAAUAUACUUCUGGAGUUUUGGUUGUA
Cannabis sativa is the source of this 2068-nucleotide messenger RNA. Its product is annotated as probable pectinesterase/pectinesterase inhibitor 47. Gene Ontology annotation, biological process: cell wall modification. NCBI's taxonomy places the organism in Eukaryota, Viridiplantae, Streptophyta, Magnoliopsida, Rosales, Cannabaceae. The transcript has 4 exons. The record is from RefSeq and is a predicted model, not a curated record. Gene Ontology annotation, molecular function: pectinesterase inhibitor activity; pectinesterase activity. Bases 82 to 1851 code for a protein of 589 amino acids.